Molecule: messenger RNA, 645 nt
Organism: Vollenhovia emeryi
Lineage: Eukaryota; Metazoa; Arthropoda; Insecta; Hymenoptera; Formicidae
Exons: 3
Source: RefSeq, a predicted model, not a curated record
AUAAUCUUUGUUGCAGCAACCGAAAACAAAUUUGACUUCGAGUACCAAAAAAAGAGUAUAGAUAAUAAAGAUGGAGUAGAAGCGACAUGUAAAGCGGAGGGUCUUUAUCCUCAACCAACUCUUGAUAUUUCAGUCAAAGAUGUUCCAGAAAAACAAACUUUGAAACCUACAGUGACACUCCGCAAAGAUGGAUUGUAUAAUAUAUUAUCACGAGUAGACUUUCUAGACGAAGAACUACCAGAAGCUGCAGAGCUCAAAUGCAUCAUUGAUAUCCCGAGGACAAAUUACAGCAUGACCCGAAAAACCAUUUACUAUUCCGGAACGGCUACUACUACUUCAUCGGUUACAACGAUGCUACAGCAUCAAAUGGAUAUCCAGGCCCUAGACAUCUCAAAGCCCAGUAAUGGUGGUGGUAAGAUUGAAUCAAUCGUGAAAUUUAUUAAACAUGUAUAUCUGAUAUCAAAUCAUUACCAGUAACCAUCACCAUUAUUUUCCGAAUCAAGGGCCUUUAGAAUUUUGAUAAAACCUGUUUAUUCAUUUCAUGCUUAUUUCUAAAAAAUUUUUUGAAGUAUAUUCUAAGAAACCUAUUGGUUCAUAUUUAUUAAUCAGUAGUAUGUAUACAUUUUUAGAAAAUUAUUUUUUUUA